Messenger RNA from Anastrepha obliqua, 2305 nucleotides. RefSeq lists its product as uncharacterized. Bases 801 to 2027 code for a protein of 408 amino acids. The record is from RefSeq and is a predicted model, not a curated record. NCBI's taxonomy places the organism in Eukaryota, Metazoa, Arthropoda, Insecta, Diptera, Tephritidae. The transcript is spliced from 9 exons.
AGUUAUAUUGAAACGCAAAAAAAUAAGAUUAUCAGUGUAUAACGUCGUAUUAUUGCAUUGUUAUUUUGAAUGGAAACAUGGUGAACUGUGUAUUGUGCGCAAAGACGAUGAUCUUGGUAUGGUAGGUGCAUAUGAUGCGGAAGGCUAUGUGCUUGUUUUCUUAUACUGAAAUAUUGAAGUCAACCCAAACAAGAAAGUCACUGAAACAAGAAAACUCCACUAUACCAGUACCGGUUAUGGAUUUCAUUAGUCCCGAAAUGUUUGAAUAGAACGCAAGUCGUUUGGUGUGUGGUGGCUUCAAUUGGUGGUUACUUUACAAAUGGAUCAAUUUGCGAAGAGGCACUUUGAAGGCAGAUGAACAUUUUAAAUGUCAAUUUAAAACACCAACAAUGGCUCUUUGACUAGUAUAUGUACAUAUGCAAGUCUAUAUUUAAAAGUCUUAAAUUGCAGAAACCAACGCACAUUAGACAGAUGGCAGCAGUAGAACAAAAACAAGAGCAAUGUAUUUUGUUUUUGCCUGCAGUCGAUAGAAUGACAAAAUCUAUAAACAAAAAUUGACAAUUUAUAGGCCAAAUAAAUAGAAAAAAAUUAAAAAGGCAACGUUGCUGCUACUUGUCUAUGAACCUUGACAUAAUCGUAAAUGCUCAAUUAAGAAUUUUUUUUAAGACACUUGACAUUUAUUUUAGAAAUAUUUCACAAUAGAAAAGAGUAACAUAACAAACGUUUAAAAACUGCAUUAGAGAAUACAUAUACAAGUCAUUAGUAAGAGGACGCUUUUCGAGUGCUCAGUUAGCGAGAAUAUGCGCAUCUUAAAUAUAUGGGUUUUGGUAUAUUUUACUACUAAUAGCGUGGCUGCUAAGAUUACUGUUAACAAAGUUAUUGUACGCAUACCUAAGCCGAUGGAUAUUGGCCUUAUAUUUGAUUUAACAGUUAAAAAUGUCCGGUGCAAAGAAGCAGAGCCAUUAGAAUUUCGCAUACAUUCAAAUGGCUCUUGUUGUGUAAAUUUAACGGAAAAUACAAUUAUGAAAAAUGCUGGCCGCGUGGUGGGCGGAAGUUUCGGAGUCCUUCAACCGGGGGCCACAGAAUUAAUAUCUUUGAUUUGGCCAACAGUUUCUCUGUAUAAUCGUGUGGGAUCAUGCCCGAUCGUUUUAACAUCAAAAAAUGCUCGAAACAUCGAAGAACAUCAGAAACACAGCAUUAAAUUUGAUACACGUUUUACAACGUUAGAUCCCGAAGGACGCACAUUAAGGAAAUGGCCAAACUAUAAAGAUUGCAAAAACUGGGAUAAAGAAUAUCUGCAGAAUUGCACACCCGUCAACUGUGAAGAACGUUACUUUGGGCAGCGCAGUUUUUAUAAUAAAACCACACAACAUUGUGAUGAGGUGCCACGCUGUGAUAAGCCAAAUAUGAUCUAUGAUUUGUAUAACAAUGACUGUCUAAUUCCGGAAAACUUUUUUACUGCCGAAGAUAUGAAACGAAUACAAAAUGGUGAUUACGUAGACGAAGCUGAACAUGACGAAACAGGACAUGAAGAAGCGCCAGAAAUGAAAAACAAUGGCGAAAAUGUUGGCGACUUACCGUUCAGCAAAAUGAAGGAAAUAUGCGACAACAAAAAUAAACCACAUCCUCAGCAACAACAGCAACAUUUUGGCGCGAAACGGGCUGUCGAUGCUUUUGAUGAAGAGUUCAAUAAUUUAAUGCAAUCUCAAUUCGUUGAUCCAGUUGGUGGUGAUGGUCCAAAGCCUACAGUGGCGCCCAUAGCAGCAGAAAACGGUUAUAUACCAUAUUGGUUGAAGGGCAUAUUGGAAGGUCUAGUGGUAGUUGGUGCUAUAAUAUUUUUGCAGGUUCUGGCCACACUUACUAUUUACGUGCUCAUUUGUUUUGUGAUCUUUCUGAUUGUCACAUGGAUAUCACGUCGUCAAUUUAAGAGCAAUGCGAAAGCCACUUGUGUAUUGCGUUCGCCGGCACCAUCGGAUGUUGGAGAGGAGCCACUGAUAACACCAUCCAGUUUGCUAUCUCAGCGUUGAUUGAAUCAGGAAGAACGGAUGGGCCAACCUUUGUGCGUCGAAGUGUAUGAAGGUUUCAACCAAUUUUGCUUGCGUUUAUUGCUUCUGUUUUCUGUAGAUAAAAAACUUUUAAACGAAAUUCGGCCGCAUCAAAACAAGUGAAAGAGUCACUUAAAAAAUUUCCGGUCACCUUUUUAUUUUGGAGCCAAAAUUAAUACUUGUUUGUAUGAAUGUAUGUAUGUAUGUAUAUUAUUGUCUCUGAAUCUUUUUUAUGAGAAUUCAGCUGUGAUUAUUGGAGA